AUGUCGGAUUUCUACGUGCGUACUGGGCACCAAGGACGGCACGGCCACGAGUUCCUAGAGUUCGAGUACAACCGCGGACGCUUGCGCUACGCCAACAACAGCAACUAUCGCAAUGACAGCUUGAUCCGCAAAGAGAUGUGGAUUAGCCCGCUGAUGAUCCAGGAGCUGCGGCGCAUCGUCGAAGAGAGCGAGAUCGUCAAGUACGUGUGCUACGCCUUCACUAACCGCAGGGAGGACGACGCAAAGUGGCCCAAGAAGAAUGUCGUCGGGCGCCAGGAGCUCGAGAUCCGGCUUGGCAAGGACCACAUUUCCUUCGAGACGUCCAAGAUUGGCUCGCUGGUCGAGGUGCAAGAAAGCGACGACCCCGAAGGGCUGCGUGUGAUGUACUACCUGAUCCAGGACCUCAAGUGCCUCAUCUUUAGCCUGAUUUCGCUCAAUUUCAAAAUCAAGCCGAUCAGCGUUUGA
Messenger RNA from Malassezia japonica, 465 nucleotides. RefSeq names its product Protein mago nashi (gene MNH1). Gene Ontology annotation, cellular component: exon-exon junction complex; nucleus. The transcript has 4 exons. Bases 1 to 465 code for a protein of 154 amino acids. The record is from RefSeq and is a predicted model, not a curated record. Gene Ontology annotation, biological process: RNA splicing. NCBI's taxonomy places the organism in Eukaryota, Fungi, Basidiomycota, Malasseziomycetes, Malasseziales, Malasseziaceae.